Messenger RNA from Apis laboriosa (Himalayan honeybee), 3296 nucleotides. Its product is annotated as orphan steroid hormone receptor 2-like. NCBI's taxonomy places the organism in Eukaryota, Metazoa, Arthropoda, Insecta, Hymenoptera, Apidae. Gene Ontology annotation, molecular function: zinc ion binding; RNA polymerase II cis-regulatory region sequence-specific DNA binding; nuclear receptor activity. The record is from RefSeq and is a predicted model, not a curated record. Gene Ontology annotation, biological process: cell differentiation; anatomical structure development; regulation of transcription by RNA polymerase II. Bases 764 to 2518 code for a protein of 584 amino acids. The transcript has 9 exons.
UUUAAUGUAAAGCACAUCGCGUGUUUUCUAAGAUCGGUGUGAAGAAAAUGCAAUUCAUCUUAUAAAAUGUUUAAAAUAAUUAAUCUCAAAUUAUACAAGUUAUACACAUAUGUAUAAAAAAGAAUACAAGUAAUGAAUUUAUGAAAAAAUUAGAAUUCUAGAUAUAUAAUUUCAAUUGAGAUUGACCUUUUUGUUUUUUAAUAACAUAUUUUGAAUUACUGUUUAGCAGACUAUUCAUUAUGACGCAUCAGAUAGUAUUUAAGAUAUGAUCUUUGAAGUAUAACGAUAAAAGCAAUCGCGAUAAAAUUUGUAAAUGUAAUGGUGACACGUGUCUAAACAGGUCAAUGGCUUGAGUUUAAAAAAAAAAAAGAAUAGGUAUCAUGUUACUAUCGUUAAAUUCUUGAUCACAAAAUGGAAAGACGAUGAAUCUCGUGUAUGACACUUCCGUGAAAUCAGAUAUGUGUAGUAUUAUUGAUUACAAAGAUAAUAUUGUAGACAUUGAUUUCUAUUAAAAAAUUUAAAUUUAAAUAUAAAAUUUGUAAAAGUAUAUUUUUAUUCGAAAGUAAUUGCAAUUCUUUAGUUGAAAGUUUAUCGCAAUUAGAAAGGUUGAGAAUACGCUUGAUGUUACGACGUAUAAUGAACACAAGGUUUAAAAAUGUUAACUAUUUUGGAGCAACGGUACAGGCACCGUUUUCUCAUGUUACUGCACUGACAGUGGUGACGAAGUCGGAUCACGAGUGUAUGGAAAUGGACCAUUCGCUCUAUGACAGCCAGUGUAGCAUGGCUAUGGUAUCGGCAUGCGCCUAACCACGUAGCAACCUACGAACCGAAGAACUCGGGACCAUCUCUUUCACUUCUUAAAAUGGUAGAAAUGGACAGAGAUCAUAGGGAACAACACGAUCACGAUAAUAUAAAUGAAAACGAGGAAGAACAAAAAGUAGGAAUGGAUUUUCGUAAUUUAUCUCGUCAUCAUGGUGUGGAUCAUGUGGCUGACGUUGAAAUAGAGCGGGAUAUGGAAAUUGAUCAAAAUGAUCGCAUUGAAAAUUUACAAGAUGAUAAACUAGAUCAAAAUAUAGGAAGAAAUUUUCAUAAUUUAACUCAUCAUCCCGCUAUGAGAGACAUGGAAAGAGAUCAAAAUAAUCAUAUUGAUAAUAUACAUGAUGAUAAAAUUGAUCAUAAGAUGGGGCGAGAUUUUCGUAAUUUGAGUUCUCAUACUGGUAUAGUUCAUUUACACUCAGGAAUUGAGCAUUUAAAUAAUGUUGAUGUAGAGGUAAAAUUAGCGAGAGAUGUUCGUGGUUCUUUAGGUUUGGGUCUAUCAUUAGAAUUAUGUGUAGUUUGUGGAGAUAGAGCUAGUGGAAGACAUUAUGGAGCAAUAAGUUGUGAAGGUUGUAAGGGAUUUUUUAAACGUAGUAUUCGAAAACAGUUAGGUUAUCAAUGCAGAGGAAGCAAAAGUUGUGAAGUUACCAAACACCAUAGAAAUCGAUGUCAGUAUUGUAGACUUCAAAAAUGUCUUGCUAUGGGUAUGAGAAGUGAUUCUGUUCAACAUGAGAGAAAACCAGUGUUAGGUGAAUCAGCAGGAGCGAAAGUAGGAAAUAGAAGUCCUAGAGUUAAACCAGAACCACAACAAUCAAUAUCUGAAGCACCUCCAACUUGGGAACAACCUGAAAGUCCUAGUAUGGAAGAUCAAAGCAGUGAUAGUGAUCUCAGUGAUGCAUUAACAUUAGCAAGAGAACGUUUACUUAUUUCGCAUGCAUUGGAUAGCAUGGCUAAACUUAUUGGAGAAAGCGUUAAUGGUUCAAGUGAACCAGAAGAAGAAUGGACUGGACAAUUAAUUUCUGAACGACAUACAUUAUUCGAAUUAAGAGCUCCUAGUCCAGCUCCUGCAUAUUUAUCAAUACAUUAUAUUUGCGAAAGUGCCGCUAGAUUACUUUUUUUGUCAGUUCAUUGGGCACGAGGAAUUCCGGCAUUUCAAGCAUUACCAUCUGAAGUUCAAACAACAUUAGUGCGCAGUUCCUGGGGACAGCUUUUUACAUUAGGCCUUGCACAAUGUGCGUACACUUUAUCUCUUCCAAGUAUUUUAACAUCAAUAAUAAAUCAUUUGCAAGCUAGUAUUGCACAGGAAAAAAUUACAGCUAGUAAAGUAAAGUCUGUCACAGAACAUAUAUGUAGACUACAAGAUUGUGUUAGUUCACUUCAUAAAUUGCAAGUGGAUUCUGUCGAAUAUGCGUAUCUUAAAGCUUUAACGCUUUUUAGUGCUGACAAUGUCUUAGCCGGUGUUUGGCGUAAAAAAGUUGAAGUUUUACAAGAGGCAGCAUGGACUGAAUUACAACAACGUGUAGGAUCUAACAGGCUACCUCGCCUUCUUUUAAGGCUCGCACCACUUCGUUCGAUUAACCCUAGAGUCUUGGAAGAUUUGUUUUUUGCAGGCCUUAUUGGUAGGGUAAGCGUAGCUAGUGUCGUGCCUUAUAUUCUUACUAUGCAAGAUUACAAAGCUGAGCCUGAAAGUCAUAUGGGGUGACAAUUACUAGUUGUGCAAUGUAAGUCGUGACCUAAAAAAGUGAUAUCUAUAAAUAUAUACAUAUAUGUUAACAUUGAAUGCCUUGAAUAUUUUUAUAUAUUGAGAAAAGGAAAGAAAAAAAUGUAAUGAGGCAAUAUUGAUUUUUAUUUUUCAUAAUGAACAAUAAUUCACUUGCCUCUUCUUAAAUAAAGCUGUUAAAACUCAGGGUAGAUGUAUUUUAACUUGUUAAUCAGAUAUAAUAUCUAGUUUACAAUAUUUUGAUGUUUUACAUUUUUUUUUUAUUUAUUACAAAUUCACUGCCUAUUGUACAAAACUUUCCGUAUUACAUAAAAUAUUGGUAAAAAACAUUAACAUAUUUGUAAUUAAAAUUAUAUUAUUAUUAUUGUUAUAAUUAAUAUAUAAUUAUUUUUUCAUCAAAAUUAUAUUAUAAAAUAAAAACUAUAAAACAACAACAGCAUUAUAAUAUCAUACGCUACGUCUUCGAAAAGUAUUAUUUGAUCGAAAAAAAGAGAAAAAAAUUUUAGCUUUGAAUUUUCAACUAAAAAGUAAGUAUCUGGAAAGUUUUGUAUCGGCUUAAUGUAAAAAAAUAUAUGGGGCAAUAUAUAUUAUAAUCUAUAAUUUAUUAUUAUUAGAGAAUAUAGCCCUUGAUCGAAUUAGUAAUCUUUUAUUUUAUCAAUAGAACAUUUAAUUAAAGUAUUAUAAUUAUUUUCGUAUAAAAAUAUAAAAAUAUUAUGUAAGAAAAUUACUAAAAAUUUUUUCAUACAUAUAUAUUAAAAUC